GAGUCGUGCCGGCCAUUGCGCGGUCGUGUUUUGGUCCUAGAAAGAUGGCUGACUCUUGUUUUCACGAUUCUUCGUAUAAUAUACGGUGGUUUGAAAUACAUUACGAAAGUUAACGUACUGUGCAUCAAAUAAUUACAUUUAUUCAGCAAUAGGAUUGUGUUAUAUUAACAGACUGAAUUUUUUGUCCCUUAUAUUCUUCAGGUUUACGUCAAUUGCGACGUCUUAAGCGUGUCGGUCUUGUAAGUUUUAAUUUUAUAGUUUGUAAAUGAUUUUUAAUGUUUCAUCGAUUGUGUAUAUGAAGGAAAAGUGAAACUGAAGAACGUUGCCUAAUUGAAAAAAUGAAUUGUGAUUUAAUAAUCAAUUUUAUUUUUGGUUGUAUUAGCUGUUGAUCUAUUAGUAAUAACUAUUUGGUUAGGUUGGUGUGCUAGGUAAGCGACUUACUUAUGAUACCUGAACGUUUUAUUACGUGUUCCUUUCGGUGGUUCACGUUAAAAAAUGCAGUGGAAUUAAAUUUUUGAACUAUCAAACGAGUUGAUGAUUCGUCAACAAAAUGGCAACAAGUGAUUUUGAUGUGGAGCUCUUUGAGCGAAGACUUCAUACAUUAAAGGAUUCACAAGAAUCUAUACAAGGUCUUUCAGCAUGGUGUCUUGAAAGACGACAACAUCAUAAGAAGAUUGUUGCUACUUGGUUACAAGUUUUAAAGAAGGUAAAAGUGGAACAUCGUCUUACGCUCUUUUACUUGGCUAAUGAUGUUAUUCAAUACUCCAAGAGAAAAAAUUUUGAAUUUGUGGAAUCUUGGGGUACUACAUUACAACGUGCUACCACAAUGGUCAGGGAUGAAAAAGUCAAACAUCGUAUAUUGCGAAUAUUUAAGAUCUGGGAUCAGAGACAAGUAUACGAUGAGGAGUUUCUUGCUGAUUUAUCUGGUUUAAUAUCAGCUGCUCCAAAAAAAAAAGUAGAACCACAACCUGCUGCAGCACCAGAAGAAUUUCAAGCCGCAUUAUUGAUUUCUACUAUGAGAUCAUGUGCAACUCUAGAACAAGCAACAGAUGCCAGGUUACGUGACUUAAGAGAUAGUAAUAUAGAUAUAGAAAAUGCAGAAGAGCUUUGUGCAUCCUUAAAAGAUCGAAGACGUGUUGAAGAUGCUGAAAAAGAAGUUGAUUUGGCAGUAAGAAAUGUUGAAAAUUAUGUACGUGCAUUAGAAGCUGAAAUUAGAGAAAGAACUCAAGUUCUUGAAUUACUUGAACAAGCGGAUCAGUUUUAUGAGACUCAACGUGGUGAAGUUAAAAUAGUAACAAAUGCAUAUCGCAACUUUGGGAGUCGGGUGAAAAACUUGAAAAAGAAAUUGGAUGAAUUAUUACCAACAUUGGUCUCUCCUAUUCCAUCACCUGAUGUGAAUGCUCCAUCUCCAAGUCCUGAUAGCGAUAUAGAGCUACCAGGGGAUGAAAAUCAAGCUACAAAUCAGUCUGCAAUUAUAGAAGUAGCACCUCCAUCUAUUUAUGGUUCAUACACUCAUGAUUAUGACCCUGUCCCUGUUCCUGCUCCGGAGUUAACACAGGGACAUGAAUCUGGAGACUUUACUAAUAAUUUUUCAUCGUUUAUGGGAGGGAAUGUAGAUUUUGGUAAUAUGAGAAAUUUGUUUAAUGAAAGAUCUACAACACCUACUAUGAUGACACAACAGUAUAAUGAUUCAUUAGAGCCAAAGCCAAUAGAAGUGAUCAAUAUGAGGCCCUCCAAAAGUGAAAACAAUGAAGAUUUCAAUAUAUCUAGUUUUUUGAAAACUGUCCUUCCUUCAUCAGAGGGGACACAAGAUCCUGGUGGUAUACCAGGGCUAGGUUUAGAUAUUUCUGAUCCUCAAGUGGGAUCUCCCCAGCGUCCUAAUUAUAGACAUUCACCUGCAUUAGGGCAGCUUCCUGUGACUCCUACGCUCUCACGAAUGAUGAGUGCUCAGGGUUCAUCUCUCGGCACUUUAAAUAAUUGUCCAAUGAACCACAGCACUCCUAUUUCCGUUCGUAACUUACCUACCGAAUCACACACUCCUUCUCCAUAUUCCAGUCAAAAUAGUCAAAGUAAUAUCACUGUGCCGUUUGAUGGUUCUACUAAUGCGAAUGUAGUAAAUCCUUUACCUCCUCCACCUCUCCCACCACCUAUUUUUCUCGACGACGAAAACUGCUACAAUAAGCUGCCACCUAAAUUUCCUACAUGGACUUCUUCAACUGAAAUCAAAGAACCAGCAAAAUGGGAAGAAAAGGGUAAAAAUAGUAUGAAUCCAUCUUGGCCUGGUGAAAAUGACGAAAAAAAUAAGACUUCAUGGAUAGAUGGUGCUAGUGACAGAUGGGAGUCCAGUAACGACUCUGUUUGGCCUAAUAAUAUAAGAGGGAAAAGUGAAAUUCUUUCUGAGACUCCAGAAUCACCACCAAUGUAUGAAAAAACUGGUUUUGCCGAUCCUGUUGAGUACAAUGAUUCACAACCUCAAGAACCUCUUCUUAGUAGUGCUGGAGAUGUAGAUCAUAGGGUGAUACCAAUACCAUUAACAUCCGAGAAUCAAUUACCAUACAGUCUAAUAAAGGCAGCAGAUGUUGAUCAUCGCAAUUUGAUAAGUCUCACAGGAAGUCCUGCAAAUCAUAAUACCAUUAAUGAUACCACCUUGAAUGUAUUACCAAAUAAUAAUACCUUAUGGUCCACAAGUGACCAGGAUUAUCGACAACACAUGCAGCCUGGCGAUAUUGUGGAGAGCGUUGAUAUGGAAAUGUCGGACGACGAAGCGGAUAAUAAACCGAAAGGAAGAAUAUUAGUUGAUGUUCGAUCUCAAGAUCGUGAUAUGAGAGCAAUGAAUCCAGCGCAAUCUGGGCAGACUCAACAUUUAGAUAUGGACAUGCGUAUGAUACCACUACCUUCUUCUCAAAUGUCAGUACCUCGAGGUCAAAUGCUGCAAGACGUUCAUGUUAUUCACCCUGGGCCGCCUCCACCACCGCCACCACCGCAGUUUCAUCAACCUCAAAACAACUUUCAUCAAACUCAAGGAGAAUUUCAUCAUAAUGCGCCAGUGGAUUUUCAUCCGAAUCAAGCGAAUUUCCAUCAAAAUCGACCACCUCCAAAUUUUCUUCAGAAUCAGCAAGAAUUUCUUCCAGGGCAGCAAGGUUUUCACGAGGUUCAUCAACAGGCUCAGCAAGAAUUUGAAUAUCAUGACAAUCAACAUAACAUUAGAUCGAAUCAAGAUUUCCACGGAGAAUCACAAUUGCGCAACAGGUAUCAACCAACGGACCAUCAACAUCGCGAUGCUCCAAAUUUUCAUAGAAAUGAAAGGAGUGGCCGCGGUGGUCGAGGGUUUCCAAGGAAUCGACGAGAAAGAUAUUCCGAUGAUCAUAAACAGCAACAACAACAACAACAGCAACAACAACAACAACAACAACAACAACGCUCGUCGCCAGAAAUUCUUCCAAAUAGUCGUCCUUUGUUAUUACAACCACCUGAAACGGUCGUUAUUCUUGAUGACGAAGGCAUGCCCAUAGCUAUGCCUGAUUUUGAGCAAGGUGAGGCACCAGCAGGUAUGCAAGUUCUUCAAAAUUCAUCGCAAGAGAAAAUCUGUUCGUUAUCAAUCGAAGAUCACAGAACGCAGCAGGACCUAUCGAGUUCACGUAACUCCGAACAUAGUUCUUCCAGUUAUCCUGCUGGAUUAGAUCACGCAUUGACGAACGAGGAGUUGAUCAAAGGUGACUCCGAUAAUAAUCAGGAACAAUCACCUCAAGAAUCUGCAAUCUCGUCGGAAGAAACAAAGAAUCCUCGCGAUGAUCAGUACACCUCCGUGUCGGAAUAUACGGAACACGUAAAUUCAGAAUCUAGUCUGACGGAGAAAAGAAUCGGCGAUAAUAAUUCUUCAUUGGAAAAUCAAGCUCAAGAAGAUUUUACGGACGCGCCUCAGCUGUCAGAACAGUUAGAGGUUUUGAUUGGAUCUAAUGCAACAUCCUCGAAUGAUCUGAAGAGACCGUCGACGAAUGGUGAUUUUGAUGAGCAACAGGACGAUGUGAUUUGCAGCAAAAGAGUCAUUUUAUCGAACGGUCCGCAACAAACGGUUGCUACAGAUGCCGGUUCGAAUGAUCCCGGAUCGUGCGGUACAUCGACAGACGUUCAUCCUGCUACAGGAUACGAGUACGAUGUGCACAGUAACAGUCCAAACUUUCGACCUCGAGUUGGAGGACCGGCAAUCUUCUCACCUUGGAGAAACGGUCCUCCUCGCGGUAGGAGUGGUUUUCGGGGUGGCCCUAGAGCUCCCUGGAUGGAUAGAGGUCCACGUGGACCGUCUUCCGGGAAUUUUGUUCCGAGGGGACCAAAACGGGGUGGACAAUUUCGGGGAGGUGGUUUUCGUGGUAGAGGGAGAAGUGGUAAUUGGUAAAUAGAAACAGAGGAAGAUCUUAUUGUCGAGAGCAUUAGAAUUUAAUCAGCGAGAUCAAUCAGCAUCAUAACAUCAGCACUUUAAUGAUAUUCUGUAUAUAUAUAUAUAUGUGUAUACACAUAUAUAUAUACAUAUAUACAUAUAUAUAUGUGUAUACACAUAUAUAUACAUAUAUACAUAUAUAUGUGUAUAUAUAUAUACGUGUAUAUAUAUAUAUAUAUUAUAAUAUGUAUUAUCAAUAAUCACGUUGGAAUACAUUCAUUAUUGCAAAUUGAGGCAACAAAAGUGAUACGUACGAUGAUACAGAUAUCUUUUCUGAGGAAGUUUCAGGGGGAUUGUACGUGUGAUUAAUUCACUUAUAAAUACAUAUAUAUAUAUAUAUACACAACAUAUAUAUAUACACACAUAUAUAUAAACAAGAAUAACGUAUAUACAUAUAUACAUGUGUGUGCGUGAGUGCGUGCGUGCGUGUGUCUGUUUGUAUGUAGAUACAUAUUAUAUAUAUUAUAAAUACACAUUAUAUAUCUACAUACACGCGAACAUACAUUUUGUUAAUAGCGACAUCAUUGCAGGCGGCUCUUGUAUAAUUUUACAGGUAGCGAUUGAAAGGCAAAAAAAGGCAGGUACGAAUCUUUCUUCGAUUGCCGUACUUUGUUGAUGAUUGACGUACCUCUAUGAUGAUGAGCGUGUAUCAUUAUACAAAUAUUAUACUAUAAGGAAGACUUGUGUUUAUGUUUAAAAUUCUUGCAACUAAAAGAUACCAUUCACGUUGACUCGUAUAAGCCGUACAAUUUAAAGAUAAAUUCUUCCCAUGUUUUACCAUUCUUCUCUCCAAUCUCUCUUCUUUAUCGGGAUAAGUUUCUAUAUAAAGUGUGGAACAUUAAAAAAUAUAUGGUGCAAUGCGUUACACUUUUGUCCUAUCAUCAAAAUGCGCUCCAUUGAGUCAUCGUGAUUUCAUAAUGUCAACGUCUAUAUCGUGAAACGAUUGCCUGAUUCUUCUCCUUUUUUUCUUGCCUGUUCACUUUUCCUGCAGCUUCAUCGAGAUCUUAUUAUAAAAACAGGCGUGUCAAGGAAACCUCAAAAAAAAAAAAAAAAAAAAAAAAAAAAAAAAAAAAAAAAAAAAAAAAAAAAAAAAAAAAAAAAAAAAAAAAAAAAAAAAAAAAAAACAAAAAAGAAUGUAUUAAUAAAAUCCAGUGUUUAUGUUGUGGUUCACUUGGUACAUUUUCCCUAUUUUUUCCAAGUUGUGUCGAAUAGAUAAAUGUUGUCGAUAAAUCGAUUGUACGCGACGAUUAACGUUGAUGAAAUAAUAAUCACAAAGCAUGUAGAGAGAAGCGUUUUUGCUCGGUGAUCGAUCGAUGACCACAACAGUGAUAGAAACAGCGAACUUCUUAUCGAUUCAAAAAGAAAGAAAGAAAAAGAAAAAAAAGAAAAUUAAUUUUCUCUUAAUAAUUAUUCUAACUUGUUGCUCGCUUUUGUUCUUUUCUGUGAAUAUAUAUAUAUAUAUAUAUAUAUAUAUAUAUAUAUAUAUACAUAUAUAUAUAUGUGCGUAUGCAAUACACACGUAUACGAAUUUUAUUUAUCAUAAAGAAAAGAAAAAAGAAAAGAAAUUAAAGAAGCAAAUUCGCUUGUUUGAUUUGCCGAACUCUCCGAUAAAAGAUUUUUUUAAGCACCUUCAUUUUUUAUUAAUAUAAUAAACAUACAUAAGAACGUU
This is a messenger RNA of Vespa crabro (European hornet), 6104 nucleotides long. RefSeq lists its product as uncharacterized. The transcript has 9 exons. Gene Ontology annotation, biological process: mRNA 3'-end processing. The record is from RefSeq and is a predicted model, not a curated record. Gene Ontology annotation, molecular function: RNA polymerase II complex binding. The coding region runs from base 551 to 4393 and encodes 1280 amino acids. Lineage: Eukaryota; Metazoa; Arthropoda; Insecta; Hymenoptera; Vespidae. Gene Ontology annotation, cellular component: RNA polymerase II, holoenzyme.